This is a messenger RNA of Armigeres subalbatus, 1616 nucleotides long. RefSeq lists its product as uncharacterized. NCBI's taxonomy places the organism in Eukaryota, Metazoa, Arthropoda, Insecta, Diptera, Culicidae. Gene Ontology annotation, cellular component: cytoplasm. Gene Ontology annotation, biological process: intracellular signal transduction; negative regulation of protein tyrosine kinase activity. Gene Ontology annotation, molecular function: protein kinase inhibitor activity. The record is from RefSeq and is a predicted model, not a curated record. The transcript has 7 exons. The coding region runs from base 15 to 1616 and encodes 533 amino acids.
GAACCUAAGCAACCAUGUCGUCGCUGGAACAUUGUGAUAGCAACGCACCGGUCGAUCCCAGAGUGCGGAUCGAACUGGAAAAAUUAAACGAGGCCACAGACAGCAUUAAUAAGUAUGAAGUCGAACUGGAUGAAGCCAAAAACGAGUUCCGCGAGCUGCUCAAGGAGAGCGUCGAGAAGAUCAAAGCCGUCGCCAAGAAGCUCGGCAACUCGAUCGAGACGGCCAAACCGUACUACGAAGCCCGUCUGUACGCCUCGCAGCUGGCCAAGGAAACGCAACAAUCCGCGCUGAACUACGACAAGGCCAAAUCGGUGCACGCUGCAGCGAAAGAGAUGGUGUUCCUAGCGGAACAGGGACUGGGCGAAAAAUCCACCCUGGAUACCGCCUGUCAGGAGAUGCUCACACACGCAACGACGCGCGUCAACGAGUCGCAGAACGACUGCACCGAGAUGCGGAACGUGCUGCGGAUUAGCGAGCUGAAGCUAGAGGUAGCGAACAACCGGGUUGCCAAGCUGCACUCGCAGUUGAAGGGAGCGAUUCGGGCGUCCAGCAUGGAUAUCCGCAGGAACCUGCUAAUGCUGAAUUUGCUUGCUUAUCAGAAUGAGUUGUUGUUUUUACCUUAUUAUGAAUUACGAGCGAACUAUAAUGCGCUACUGCUUGAUCAGAAACAGAAAGUUGUAGAUCUGGAGGCAAAAGUAUCUGAAGCGAAGAUAAGCUAUAACGAAGCCUUGACACGAUUGGAGAAGAUUUCCGAGGAGAUUCAUCAGCAGCGAAAAGCUCGUGCCAGUAGCAUUGACGAGGAUGCCUCGUCGUCAUCUUCGUCGACGAAUCACCCGAGAACUCAGCAGCUAGGACUAGGCGGAAUACACUUGCCGUUCAGCAAAUCUCCCUCAGCUGCACGGAUUGAAUCUAGCGACGAAUAUCUGGAGUUCCCAGCCAAGCUGGGAUUGAAGUCCAGUCCGAUUAAGCCCAAGUAUCUGGACAAGUUAGAUUGUCCGCACCUGCUGAAAGACUUUGCCCGGAAGCCCAGCCCGGGCGGGGAGAGUGAUUCGGAUAACAACUACUUAUUUUCGCCGAACCGAACUAUCGACGACAUCACCAACAUGUCCUCGGAGGACAUCGAACAGUGGACGGAAAUUCGAUUGUCCAACUCGAACAGCAGCAGUUCAGGGUACUCGCAGCACAACUCGUUGGCGCUGGAAGACGAAAACAACGGACUGGCAGCAGAUAUGAUUUCCGAUACGACCGAUACAGAUUCCGACGAUAGCCAUUCGGGACCCAGGGUCAAGGCACGUAUCAUCAAGAUGGAGAUCUACGACGACAGCGCCAAUCAGAACACGCGUAAAAGUGAAGGCAUCACCGGUUGGAUUGCGAGUCGCUCAAUCGGUCGGUCGGCGUCCAUCUCGAUAGCGGGCUGUGCUCCAACUCCUGGCAACACUGCUACCCCUACUACCCCCACCGGCACCAGCAAGGACAGCGGAUGUCAAUACGGUGAACUCCGGCAAUCGCGGCUCCCGUCGAGUGAUUCCAGUUCUCCCACCGUUACAACCGCAAAGCGACUGGCAGCGGCACUGCGUCGGUUCAAGCUUCAGCACCACCAAACAACCCUCAGUUAA